GUCGUUAGGAUGCCUUAAAGUUUAGAUAUUCUGUAUUCUAGUCCAAGGCGGACAAAACAAUAGCUAACAACCCACCCCCUCUUAGCUCUUUUAUCUGUGUAUGUGCCUCCGGACUCGUCUUCUCUUCUCACGUUUUCCAAUCUCAUCCCUUCAUCUAGACUGUCCAUGCAGCAGGCAGUUCUGCUUGAUACUCACUUUUUCAGUACAGUACUGCAAACAUUAUCUUUCUGUAAAGGUUGGGCGAUCGCAGGGCGACAGGAACUGGUUCGGAGUGCAGUCACGUUUGUCGGCUGGCAGGGAUUGAGUGAGUGGGAUUGGUGCAAUGGUUGCAACUGGAAUCUGUGUCUGAAGCGGACAUCCACGAGAGAUUGGGUCAGAGAGUGGAGGUUGAGAGUGUAAAGUUGUGGAUGAAGUGAGGAUGCAGAAUCCUAUAUCAGUGCGCUACGCAAUAGCUAAGAUCGAGGGCGAUUUGGUCGAUCGACCAAGUACGCUCGGCAGUGGCAUGGAAUCAGCAGCGGAGUCGAGCGUGCAAUUUGGAAUCCGGAAGCAGAGGGAGAGGUUGAGAACGUCAGCCCUGAAGGUGGGCAAAGACUCGCACCGGAUCCGGAAAACCCCUUUCCCGCUCCCACAAGUGCAGUAUCGCCCACCAAUUAUCAUUCAUACAUACUCCCCGAAAGUGAUUUACGCGGAGCCAGACGAAUUCAUGUCUCUGGUGCAGAAGCUCACUGGAUCAAGUGACACACGCUCGCGAUUGAAGCGACACCCAGCGGCUAAGAAAGGAGCCCGGUCUGAUGAUCGGACCAUAGUUGAUGCCGCUGACCUUGUGCAGCAAGAAUCAAAGACGACCCUGUGCGGAUCACGGGUCUCAAACUUUGAAAAGUCACCCUUCUCGGCCACUGACGCUUGCGAAGGUAUGCACGCGAUGAAGCAGUCGGACUCUCCAAAGAGCCCUCUCGACUCAAAUUUGGAGUUGGACAACCACGACCUGAUAUUCACCAUCUUCGACGUUAAGGUCGAGCCAUCUCCGUUCUCAUUCAACGAUAAUUCCUUCAGUUUCUUCUCCGAUUUCAAUUUCCAGCCAGCGUCGGCAGCUUCACGAGUACCAAAGCUCCACCCAAAGACGGACCAGAUGGGCCAGGACUCCUUCAACCCCUUCCCCGGCAUUGACAUCACCUCUUCCCUCCCAACACCUUCGACAAUGGGGCUUCCCGACUUCUCUCAAUCUUUUCUCGACUGCCACACCGGCGCUUCGGUUCAACAUCCGCAAUGGCAAUGCUUCUCCUUAAGUAACCAGUCGCCUUCGUCCGAAAGCGCAAUGGUCGCGCUGGAGAAUAUCCAGGCUUUCACGCUUCAAUGACUUACCCAGCCUCACUUCCACACCAAGUGAUCUUCAAUCGGUUCAUUCCUCGAUCGCCAUCAAUCUGGCUGCAACUCAUCACCGAUGCUCGCCGCCCUGAAGGCCAAUCAGUGAAAAAUAGUUUCUCCGAAGAUAAAACCAAACUAGUUAUUGACCUUCCGAUCGUCGCCGUGCGGUGAUGCUAGACCUUACCUGGUCACCAUUUUGCAGCAGCCAGCACAGCACCGCACCAUUCUGACUUUUGUCCGAAAUCGAUUGAUUCGUUUCCUACUUCCAGAUGGAAGUCCAACAUGAUAGUCUAUAGGGUGUAGAUUCCACAGCUUGCGUUAAACUAGCCACUACUGUUGCUAGUUUUCCAUUAGCGAAUUAUAGCUCAAUAACCCUGUAGAUUCGUAGAAUUCUCGUAAAUGAUCACCACAGCAUUGACGCCCAGCAUGGAGAGAGAUUUGCCUUGCCACAGGCGCGCUAUUGCAGGAGGAUCAGGUCACAGCAAUGACCGGCAGCAUCAAUCACUUAAGCCUCCUAUCUCUACGAUCUUGUAGAAUCCACGGUAUUACUUUGAAUUCUUGUGCAGUAAAUCAAUAUAUUGUAGAACAAGAGCGUGGUAUUUCAGACCUAUGCAUCUAACUGCUGUACCAGCGACAAUAGAAUUUGUGAAAAAUUUGGGUUGCCCUCGUGGUGAUUGUACAAUCAACACCAACAACAAUAUCUGGAAAAUGAUGCUAGAUCACUACCAUUUUCUUAGAAUAAGCAAGAGGCAGCUUCAUUUCAGUUCCGCGAAGAAGUUUGUAAUUUGGGACAGUUAAAUAAUGGUGUCCAACUCUGAUUCAGCUGCUA
Molecule: messenger RNA, 2194 nt
Organism: Physcomitrium patens
Lineage: Eukaryota; Viridiplantae; Streptophyta; Bryopsida; Funariales; Funariaceae
Cellular component (GO): nucleus
Source: RefSeq, a predicted model, not a curated record